UAUUACCACCUAAUAAGCACAGUGACAGAGGGACCCCAGGCUUUUUUUCCGCUUUUGCCCUCAUGCCGACAGCAGUGGCAGCUAAAAACAUCGUGCUAGCAUCAGAAAAACAUGAUUUUAUUCUCAACGGGUCUAAACUUCGACUGCAGGUUGAGAAGGGCAACAUUUUAAUGACGCCGCUUGAGUUUUAUAAGUCUCUGAUGAAACGGCUAUGCUAUCAGCAAGUGACUGACAAUGGAGCACGAAUAAUCUACAUCAGGAACAUCUCGCCAGGCGAGUCCCGGGAUCUCAGAGAAGCUUUGGAAAAAAUGGAUUGUGUAAGAAACUACCUGCUUCUUCUCAACAAGGUGUUUAUCGAAUUUCAGUCUCUUCGUGAUGCUGAUCGCCUUGGCGUUUGGUACAGCCUUCUAAAACGGGCCACCGGCCACAAAUUGUCAAGGCUGAAAAUACCACACGGUGGAUGUACCUCACUGCCACCAAGAUUGCCAGACAAAGCUUUGCCAGACAGCGAGGUUGCUGUUGAUGGUGCAACUGUCCCAACAGAAGAUAUUACCGUCCCACAACGCAGCACUUCACCAUAUUGGAUCACAAUGACAACUAGUCCCUUUGUGUUCCCCACUGUCUCUCCUUGGUUCACAAUCCCAGAGUAUUUAACUGUCAGUGAACCUGAUGACAUUGAGAAAGCCCAAUCUCAAGGUUCUACGUUCUCCACGAUCAUGUUGACCGGUUUGCCAGAAGGAAACUACAGACAGGAGGAUGUCACCAAGCUGGUGUGGCGUUACUUCCCUGAUCAGACGGUUCAGACUCUGUACUACAACAUAAUCGUUUUAUCACUGCAGAGGAGGGCCUUUGUGUUUUUUAACAGCUGGGAUACGUGCUGCGAUUUCGCCAGAGAUUACCUCAAAAAUCCAGUUACUGUUGGAGAGUGGACGCUCAGAAUCCACAUUGUUUUACAAGACAUGCUUCCUGGUUCAAGUGAGGAGAGCAUGUAUAGAAGCAUGAUGAAAUGGAGCAACACUCAUGUUCCAGAGUCUGAGGCUCUGGAGGACCGGCUGCUGAGUGUGGAGGUCUCCGAGGUGAAUGUGGACCUUCUCAUGAUGAUCAUGGACGCGGUGGCGUCCAUUGCUGCUUUUGUCAGAUUCUUGCCGCUUGCCAACAGGAUAUGCAUUGAGAUGGCCGAACCUGGUGGAUUAACACAGGUGAUGGAGAGCAAUGUCACCAAGGACUAUUUAUCUUCUUGGAGUAAAGCUGGACGUAUUGAGUCUUUGAAGAGCCUGAAACAGCGUCUGCAAGACUCUGGUGAGAACAAAGUUCACCUCAAAAUGAAAACCAAGAAGACCGCAGAAUCGACAGAUGCAGUGACCAAAGGUGACUGCCAGGCGGAGAGCCAGAGGACCGAGGAGGAAGCAGUGACCCAGCCCGAUGCUGCAGCCGCCCCUGCUGGACGGCAGCCAGAGCCCAAGUGUCCUGAUGACGAGACACAGGAGGGAGAGGAGAAGGAUGGAUGGAGCAUGGCCGACAUUAAAGUUGUGGGAAAACGCAGGAGGGAGCUUGUCGGACCUGAGGCAAAGCGAUCUCGCGCUCAGUCUCCGUGUGUUGUAGCAGAUUUCAGACUGCCUCAGUUCAACCCUAACAGCCCCAUCGGUCAGGAGUUUGUGGUCCCUAAAUCAGGAUUUUUCUGUAACAUCUGCUCUGUUUUCUGCCUGAAUGAGAAGACCGCCAAGGAACUCCACUGCUGCAGCCAGAAACACUACGACAACCUGCAGAAGUAUUAUGAGGAACGUCGACAAAGAGCUACAAAGACUUUGUCUCACACGUCUCCAGGCUCCGUUUCUGACUGAUGGACCUGAUCUACUGGAGAACAAGCCAUUGUUAUUGAUCCUACUAGUUCAGAAACUAAACUAAUCGCCUUCUGGCACCUUUUGUUGUAAGUUAUAUAUGUCUUCUUUGAUGAAUUGUCUCCCAGCCUUUCAGUUAGUGCUUCUGUUUUUGUUUGUACAGGCCGAUGGAGAGCACCGUUUUGAUCUUGUUACUAUUUUAUCUUUUAUGUGAAAAUAUUAUUGAGAAAUUGUCCCUAUUAAUUUAGUUAACAUCAGGAGGUACCUGACAGCUGUUAACAGUUUACUAAAUCUUGUUUUUUUUUUUUUUGCUCAUUUAGAUCUUUGGCUUCAGUUUCUUUAAGUGUCCAAAAUGUGUUUGCUGCUGUUCUGUUAAACAUGAAAUAAAACCUGUCACAUGUGUGUCAUACA
Messenger RNA from Oreochromis niloticus (Nile tilapia), 2249 nucleotides. RefSeq lists its product as uncharacterized. The record is from RefSeq and is a predicted model, not a curated record. Gene Ontology annotation, molecular function: nucleic acid binding; zinc ion binding. The transcript is spliced from 17 exons. Lineage: Eukaryota; Metazoa; Chordata; Actinopteri; Cichliformes; Cichlidae. Gene Ontology annotation, cellular component: nucleus. Bases 63 to 1841 code for a protein of 592 amino acids.